Molecule: messenger RNA, 3834 nt
Organism: Plasmodium vivax (malaria parasite P. vivax)
Lineage: Eukaryota; Apicomplexa; Aconoidasida; Haemosporida; Plasmodiidae
Exons: 3
Coding region: 1-3834 (1277 amino acids)
Source: RefSeq, a predicted model, not a curated record
AUGAAUAUAUUAAAGGGCAAAAGAAUCAUCACAACCUGUUUAGCCAAUUUUGAAAGAAGGGGAGGGGGGGGGAAAAGUAACUUCUGUGCUCUUCACACGAAGCAAAAGAGGUGGAAGAAAAGAAAGGGUGUAGCUGAUAGUAGAAGUGGGACAAACUUCUUAAAAAAUAUAUGCAAUAAAAACGUUAUCAAUCAUUUGGAUGCCAUAAAUUUAAUUGAAAAUCUGAAACAGGUGACCGAGUGUAAUGUCAGCGAAGACAUCAUUAGGAAUUAUUUACAGAGAGUAAAACUACUAAACGAAGAAUGGAGCCUUAACAAAAUAUACUUCAUUUUAAAAACGCUCGUGAAGUACAACCUUCGCGAUGUUGUUUUGAUGAACCAGCUGGAGAAGACUGUUAACGGGUUAGUUCCACUGUGCCAAGGAAAUAAGGCAGAAAAAGACCCCUUUGAAAAUGUGUACAUUGUGAGGAUAUCCUACAUUCUGCAUGCGUUCUGUCACUUUGGCUACGCAAAUUGUGAAGUAGUAGAAACGUUAGUGAACAUUUUAAGCACCAAGUUGGACUACAUCAUUUUUUACAGCAACUAUGUGGGUCCCCGGCUUAACGACCAUGCCCUGUUCUGCGAGGAAAAAAGCCACUACAUUGUGAGGGGGGACACCCUAUCUGCCGCGUCGCCCACGCGUGGUGACAAAAAUAGUGGCGACGCAAGGGGGGAGGUAAGCACAGUUGGCAUAUACGAUACGCUCGACGUGGAGCGGCAAAGACACAGAGAAGUCUUCGUCAGGAACAUUAACUUCAACGAAAUCUACCUCAUUGUGAACACCCUGAAGGGAUCGAAGCACACAAGUAGGGUCUUCCUAAACAAGCUGAAAUUUCUGUUUUACUUUAACUGCAUAAAGUUAGACCGCGGAACUGAUAGCGACUACAAAUAUGUUACCCUCCUCUUUCAUUUCUUUUACGAACCGGAUGACCUGCAUCUGUCAAACAUUAUGAAAUUCUUUUUAGCGAAACAUGCAGAUAUGAACAAUGUGCAUGACCUGGUUUUAACCCUGGUGACGGUUUACUACGGGGGCUUGGAAAAGGGAGGGCACCUUAGCAGUAUUAGUAGCGGGAGAAACGUCCCAGGGGAGGGGGCACUUCAAAACGAUGUACAUCUUAACAGUACCCAUAGGAAGAACCUUAAAUGGGGGCAAAGUGAUGAUAUAAUUAGCGUCAUAGAAGGCAUACAUUUCAUCCCUAAUGGGAAGAAGCAAAAAUUGAAGGCGAUUCUUCAGCAUGUGGAUCAGCACAACAGUGUUAGAAGCGCCAACCUUGUCGAUCUUAUAUACGAAAAAGUUUUACACCUGUUGAGCCGUAAAUAUGAGGAGGAAGAGUUCCAGGGGGAAGAAGCUAGUAACCCUAAAUUGUUGCAAACUGUGCAAGUCACGAUGAAAGGGAAAGCAAAUGAAGCUUCUCUACCCCGAAGUGAUAAAUCGAGUGAACUACAGAGCUUAACCGAGUUGGUGAAAAUUCGCAUCUACACCUUUGGAGAAGUAGAUUCUUUAUUUUAUUUGUACUUGCAAAAUAAAGUGCACCUGUUUAACAUCGAUGCGGUGCUGAACAUAAUGAACAGCUUCAUCUUCGUUUACCAGAUGCAGAAUGAGAUGAGCAAAAACUACCAUGGGGUAGCUUUAAGUGAUAGGUGUGCAAAUGUGGCAAGAAACAAUUUAGGCAGCCUAACCAGCCUGAUCAUUCAAAUGGUCAGCUCCAUGUCCCUGGACAGACUUUAUGUCCUAUGCAGUUUGAAGGACCUCAGCAUGCUGCUUUAUUUCUUCUACCAAAUAGGCAACAUUUUCGUGAACCCACUGUUCGAAGAAUUGUACCUAAAAAAGGUACAAAGUUACGUAGACAGUAUUGUAAUUACCAAGUUGAAGGUUCUUCUGGGGGGAGGAAGCCGGGAUGGUCACUCCCCAACUGGUGUUAGCGCGUCGGGACGGAGGGAAAAAACGGAAGAAUGCGAUGUAGAGGGGAGACAGGAUAGCACCCUACCUAGAAUAUACCCCAAUGGAACCUAUUCGAGUGAGAAAAGAGAGGCGGUGUCUAACCGUUUUAGUGGGAGUUACCAACUGGGCGGUCCCAUGCAGAACCGCCUUAACAUACCAAACAGUGGGGAGAACGAAAGGGAAGGCACUGAUGGGGAUUUCCCAAAGGUGCAUUGCCCAAAUAGAGAAUGCGAGGAGCACGGCGAACCAAUUGACGUCCACAUUUUGCUGCUCAACAUGUACAGCAAAAGGGGGCAAAAGAAGAACGUAAUUCACAUGUUGCUGGAGAUAUUGAAUAGGCGCCACGUAGGAAGGAAAACCAUGCCUUGCGCGAUUUACGUAAAUUUAUUAAACUCUUUUGCCAAACUGAGGUACCGAAAUUUGGAUCUCAUCGGCACUUGCUUACACAAAAUUAGUGAACACUCGGGCGAAUUGCAUUUUUUCGAGUACACCAAUUUGCUCAUCUCCCUAUCGAAGCUUAACGUGUUUGCCGUUAAUCUGGGUAUGUACGAUGGGGCGUUUUCCCCCCAAGAUGGUCCUCCCUGCCGAGGCGCUUAUCAGGGGGAGACAAACCGGAUCUUCCUAAAUGAGCACAACGGUGAGGGAACAGAACGACCGGGCGAGGCAAAAAUUGUCCAGAAUUUAAACAAAAUUUUGGAGCAAAUAAACGAAAGUAUCAGCAGCUUUGUCGCCGCCCCAAAUUACAAAAUGGCCAAUGUCAUACCAAACAUGCUAAGCAGUUACACAGUUCUGGGCUUUGACAAAAUUGAUUUUAAAAAUGUGAACAAACUGUUGGAGUGUUUUCACGACUAUGUGUUUGGUUACUUCGGGGGGGGGCGCCCAAUCAGCGAUAGAAUCCCCCCAAUGAGUGACCGAAGCCGCACCGUUGGCGACACCCACCCGAGUGAGGACGAACACUCAUAUUGGCACCAAGACAUUCUCACCUGCAUGGAUAACCCACUCAGAAAAAACCACUACUGGUACUUCAGCGAAAAGAACAACAUCCUUGUGACGAGAAGGGACACGGAUGGAACACUGUACCUUCCAAUACAGUGCUUGUACCAAGUGUACAUUUUUAAUGUCUACUUCGGGGCGUACAUGCAGCGCUUGUUUAGUUCCUACGCAGGUGGUAAAGUGGGUCAAGGGGAACUUCCAAUUGGGGAGGAGGCGCUAAUUGGCCACCCCAGUGGAGCAAACAGCCCAAGAAACCUUCCACACAGUACAAAUUCAUUUUUAAAAAACAACCCAGGUGUUAAGAACCACGAAAGUUCCACCCUUUUAAGCGAACGCAGCAAGCACAUCCUAAAUAACGUCACUUUUUUUGUCAAGUAUAUAAACAAUUUUUAUAAAAAGAAGAGAUACGAAAGGUACAAUCUUUGCACGCAGUUUGUGCACAGGUGUGAGGAUAAGGCAGCCUCAAAUGAGCAGCUAAUUGAUUACGUAAAAAAGUGUCGCAUGGAAAUCAAGAGGGACCUCACCAGUGUGCAUUCGUCCAGUUUUCACAGAGAGGUUCUGUCCACGCUGCUUUCCCUGGGCGAGAAGAAUGUGCAGUGCGAGGUCCCAUUCAUGGACGGAAUAUACACCGUGGACAUCGUCGUAAACAAUUCGGUGUGCAUAGAAAUUAACGGGAGCAACCAUUACUACUACGAUAGUAACUUGAAAAGGUCGGGGGAAAAACUCGAUGCCCUAAAUUUGGUAAAGUAUUACCUGCUGAGUAAGAAGUACAAAUUAAUUUUGGUCUCCUACCUGGACUGGAAUAAUCUGAAAAGUGCCGAGGAGAAGAGGGACUACUUGGCGAAACGGAUCCACGUGUAG